AUGUGUUGCAACUACUACAGUGGCUGUGGCUACGGCUGUGGCUAUGGUUCUGGCUAUGGCUGUGGCUAUGGUUCUGGCUAUGGCUGUGGCUAUGGUUCUGGCUAUGGCUGUGGCUAUGGUUCUGGCUAUGGCUGUGGCUAUGGCUCCCGCUAUGGCUGCGGCUAUGGUUCUGCCUGCUAUGGCUACCGGCCAUUUUGCUACAGAAGAUACUAUUCUUCUUGCUGGUAG
Messenger RNA from Orycteropus afer afer, 228 nucleotides. Its product is annotated as keratin-associated protein 6-2-like. The coding region runs from base 1 to 228 and encodes 75 amino acids. NCBI's taxonomy places the organism in Eukaryota, Metazoa, Chordata, Mammalia, Tubulidentata, Orycteropodidae. The record is from RefSeq and is a predicted model, not a curated record. The transcript has a single exon.